This is a messenger RNA of Prunus armeniaca (apricot), 513 nucleotides long. The record is from the annotation of a GenBank genome assembly. Lineage: Eukaryota; Viridiplantae; Streptophyta; Magnoliopsida; Rosales; Rosaceae.
AUGACUGCCUUCAGCAGUCGAAACGAAGGGAGUCAAUCAGGGAAACGUGGAUCCCAAGGUGGAAAUCCAAAAACUCAGACGAGUGAGAAGUUAGGACAGAGAAAGGGAAUUAUAAUGCGGUUUGGUAUUGGACCACCAGGUUUCAUUUUUUGUCCUCAGUCAAACUCCAGGUGGCGUUGGAUCGUGCCAUUGAUGCGGAAGAAUGAUAAGCAUAAGGAUUUUUUGCGACUGAACCAUAUAGAAGGAUAUCACGAAUUGUCAUCAAAAACCCAAAUCUAUUUUGCGGCAGCUGUUGCUAAGUGGGAUGCUGACUUCUAUAUUAAAGUUGAUGAUGAUGUGCACAUAAAUCUUGGAAUGGUUGGUUCUACUUUGGCCCGGCUAGAUCAAAACCUCAAUGUGAGUGGAAAGCUCAAGCAGAAAACCCUUGUGCUGCAUCAUUUGACUGGAGCUGCAGGGCAUAUGCAAAUCAGUGGAGAGAAUGGAGGAGGUGCACCAGCGAUGUGGGGAGGGUGA